GAGAAAAUCAUUGUCUAGUGGGGGGACACGGUAAGAGUUCAGACACCUUACCUAAAGAACUUCUGUCCUUAUUUUAUUGCCAACACCACCACAUUCAAGGGUUUUCGAUUUUCCCAUGAUGGUUGGAGAAGACAAGGAGACGAGCAUGAAGUUGCCGACAAAGAGAAGCAGCAGGUGCUGCCUCUCAGAUGCAGCUUCUGACUGAGUCAUGCAGCGGUACGUACAGUUGGAUCAGAUGGGUGCAUAUCCAUUUGCUGGUUACGCUGGUAUUCUCAGCACAAGCAGUCCUAAGUGGCAAGAUCGUUAAGUUUUUACCUGGAUAUGAUGGUGAACUUCCUUUCAAGCUCGAGACAGGACACAUUGGCGUUGACGAUUCAGAGCUGUUCUACUAUUUCGUUGAAUCAGAAGGGAACCCUCAAGAGGACCCUCUCUUUCUUUGGCUAACGGGUGGUCCUGGCUGUACUUCUUUCUGUGGACUCAUUUAUGAAGCAGUGGAUGAUUGAACACCCACAAUUUCUCUCUGUCCAACUAUUUAUCGCCGGUGAUUCUUAUGCUGGCAUUCCGAUUCCAUUGAUCACUAAGAAGAUAAUAGACGGGUAUUUGAUUGGGAGCCCGGUGACUGAUUCAAGUAUUGAUAGGAACUCAAAAGUUGAAUUUGCUCAUGGGAUGGCACUAAUAUCGGAUGAGAUCUAUGAGAAUGCAAGAAGAAGUUGCAAAGAGAACUAUGUUAAUGUAGAUCCAGAAAAUGCUGCAUGUUCAGCAGCCCUUGGUGAUAUCCAGAUGAGAUCUCGAUGGCUUGUAUUACUAACAAACGUGCAUCAUAAGUGGUUAAUUUUGUAAGAGCUCAUUUACUUUCUUACUUUUCCAUGCUUCAUUUUCUUUGUUUGGCCUCCAGUUUAUUGCUUAAGAUGAGAGGGGUUUGAAUAUCAGGAUGUGA
Messenger RNA from Rhododendron vialii, 937 nucleotides. RefSeq names its product serine carboxypeptidase-like 17. The record is from RefSeq and is a predicted model, not a curated record. Gene Ontology annotation, molecular function: serine-type carboxypeptidase activity; acyltransferase activity, transferring groups other than amino-acyl groups. Gene Ontology annotation, biological process: proteolysis; secondary metabolic process. Lineage: Eukaryota; Viridiplantae; Streptophyta; Magnoliopsida; Ericales; Ericaceae. The transcript has 8 exons. The coding region runs from base 484 to 840 and encodes 118 amino acids.